AUGCAGUGGAAGAAAACUAUUCUGCUUUGUACGUUGCUCGUCGCUGUCCAGGCCGAGCCCGACCCGAGUAUCAUUAGUGCCGCUGGCAACUUACUGCAAACGGUUGCGAACUCCGCCGGAUCCUUGGUGCAAUCGGUGGUCAAUGGUUUGUCGGCCGGUACUUCCGGUAGCCUGUCGGCGAGCGGUAGUAUCGGCGCCGGAGCCUCGCUCGGAUCCGCUAGCGCAGGGGCAGUGCUGGCGUUUAACUCGAGCCUUCCCGUACUGAAUCUGCUGAACAAUGUGGCCACCUCGGUCGGGUCAGCUCUUCAGCAGUCGGUCGCAAACCUCGCCUCUGCCGCUGGUAACCUGGUGUCGCAAACAGUGUCGACGCUCUCGAACGUGGUCACCGCCUUGCUCGGUGGUGUCAACUCGAACCUCAGCAACAUUGGCUCGGGUCUGUCCGGCGCCCCAACCACCGCCAACGGUAACGCCGUUAUUAACUCUCUGAACAACGUAAGCGCGGCCGUGAACGCCUCGCUCGCCGCUGCUGCCUCAGUGGUGGGUCCCAAUGUCGUGGCGGCCGCCUUAGGCAGCCUUCCGGCCACAAUGCAAUCCGACCUUGCAACCGCCAUCCAGGCGAUCAACAAUGCGACCGCUAAUCCGGGUACGGCCACAACGCUGCUCGGUGCUCUGGGGCCGAACGGGGUCACUGCCAUCGGCAACUAUCUGGCAGAUGCGGCCAACGUCCUCUACACGACGGCCAAUAUUCCGCUUCAACUUUCCACGAACGCCGCCGUCAAUGCGACACUUAACGCCAACGCCGGUGUCCCGUACAACUCGUCCGCCAUCGCCGUUGUGAAUGCAACCGUAAAUUCUGCGCUGACCACCGCCAGCAACGUACUGAAUUCGGCCGCCAACGCCCUCAACAAUGUGAUCGCCAACGUCGCCCAGGCCACUAAUGGGGCUCUGUCGACCGCCACUAGCACGCUAAACAGCGCACUAAACGCUCUCAACAACGUUUUCACACUGAACAGUGCCGCCAAACAGAAGGUAACCGCGGCCGCUUCGCAGGCUCUCAACAACAUCACCAGCCUGGUCACAACCACGCAGGGCAUCCUGCAGUCUCUGAAUAGCUCAACGCUGAACGCCAUCGCCUCAGCGAACGUCUCCAUCUCCGGUAACGCUUCGGCCGUGAUCCAACCGCUACUAGCCAAUCUGGCCAGCACCAACGCGACGGUUGUCAACUGCACCAAGAUGUAUCUGCCGAUCGCCACCAGCACCAGCGUUUACUACACUACCGCCCUCGGAUCAUGCGCCGUGCAGGCCACGACCGUGGCGGACAUCCUGCUGGCCAACACGCUCGCCGUCGUCAACUCGGCAGUUACGCGCCUUUCGGGUUCGACCGUCUCCGUUUCGGCCUGUCUUCAGGCGCUGUUCCCGAGCAGCGUUUGCACCAGCGCGACCGUUCCGAACGCUCCGGCUUAUAUCGCCAAUGUGGCCCUCGAUGUGGCCACAAUUAAGGCGGGCGAAGUGGUCGAAGUAAGCAACACCGCCGCCCAGGUGGCCGCCUGUGCCGCCGGAACUGCUAACGCUGCGGCGAACGAUUUUCUGACCAUCGCCACGGCCUACAACCAGUGCGUCGGAGCUUAA
Anopheles cruzii is the source of this 1629-nucleotide messenger RNA. RefSeq names its product tRNA nuclease CdiA-2. The record is from RefSeq and is a predicted model, not a curated record. NCBI's taxonomy places the organism in Eukaryota, Metazoa, Arthropoda, Insecta, Diptera, Culicidae. Bases 1 to 1629 code for a protein of 542 amino acids. The transcript has 2 exons.